GAGUAACCCUGCGAUCCCUUAACAUUCCAACAGUCAACUUUCCGCUGCAACUUGGAUCAAUUUCGUUCACCACCACAAAGCCUGAAGCCCAGCCCUAUCCAUCCCCAGCCUCCUAGGUUUGCUCGGUCGCCCUACGGGUUUCUUUUUGGAACGGCUAGAAGGGGCCUGACGUCUGUCCUGUCGCCCUUCUCCAAGUUCUGCUCCCCCAUCCAUUUCACUACAGAACAACCAUGAAGCAGCGCUCGACUUUCAUCGUCUCGGAAUCCCACGGAACUCUCCCGGAAAACUUCUCCCUCAACGAAGACUCCUUUAUAAUAAAAGCCCUACCUCCGUCUGCCGUGCGUGAGGACCGGGUUACAUUUGGCGUACAUGAGCUGCCAGCCGAGAUCCGGGAUGUUUUGAGCUCAUGCAGGGAGGCUCAUUUGAAAUUUACAAGCGGAGACGUUUACGAAUCCAUGGAUCCGUACAGCUCAAGGACUCCUGCUGGUUUACAUAUGCUUUUGUCACCCGAGCAGGGAGCUUCUCCGUAUGCCAAUAUGUCCUCUGGAUUACGUGUUUAUGUACUGACAAGGCCAAAUGAGCAGAGACUCCAUUUGCCAGCUUCUCGAGAAGGUCUUUGGUGUAAAUGGUUGUCGGGAUUUCAGGUCCUCCUUUAUCGAGAUACCUGGAAGCUUUCAGUUCUACUCCCCAUUACGCUCAGCCUCUACGUUCGUCGGGUACUUGCAGAACCAUCUCUCCGAGGAAGAUACUGUACGACGCUCUGAGGUGCAAUCAUUGGAAAGUGCUGAAUAUAUCGACGUGACGUACGACGCUAUUUCCCAAACGCUUGUAUUGUCGAGCGUGCACGCCCCAAAGCACCCCAAAUGGGACGGAUCGUCGAUAGUUAGUGCGAAAACCUCUGGUGUUGAGGUCGGGGUCUUGGGCAACAUAAUUCCAAUGGAAGAGGAAGGUCUUACAUUGGCCGGCUUCAUAGCUGAGCUUGGCGAGAGCAAUGGCCUUGGUGAUAUCCCAUUAAGGUGAUAUUACGUGCAUUUCCCUAACUGCUUCCUAGAACCAACAAUGUUUUCGUUUGCCUCUCGCCAUCAUCGCUCAGAGUCGACCUUUGGGCUCGCCACGGCAUUUCCGACGGGCCUACACCCUAAGCUCAAGCUCUCUAUUCAUGGCCCAGUGAAACCGCCGCGGAGCGACGGCAAUGGGUGCACGCUCAACGCGUACUUCACCCUUCCUGUAGCGUUGUUCAUCGAUAAAUACCAGCUCUCAUCGGAUAAUCAACAGCUCCUCGACUCACUAGGCAUAAAGCAAAUCAGAGCAAUUUCUGGGGAAACAGAUCUUGAAGCGCCAGUUUGGACACGGGAGAAAUGGGGGAGCCGGGUCUUGGUUGAAGUAGAUGCUAAGGGAGGAGAGAACGGGAUAGAGCUAGAGUUGCCAUUACAUUUACGAUACCUGGAGCCUCGCUACGGUGGCACAACCAAGAAGGUCGAUUUCGCUUGGCCGAGUGUGUUCUGGGCUUGUGGAAGUGAGCAGUGGAAAAAGAUGGCGGUUAACCCGUUUGACAGGUUGCAUCUAGGGUGGGAGGACCUGUUCCCUGAGCAGGUCAUGUAUUACCAUCUCUCCCCGAUGCCGCACGAGAGGAGUGAGGGUGCCUGGAGCAGCAUUGACGUGCCUGUGUUGGGAUUGGAAAAUGCAGGGAUGAUAAAGAUUGGCACCGUCACUAUUGUUGGGCUUGGAUUUUUAUGGGUAUUAUUCAAGAUAUUUUUGGCGGAAUUCGGGAGCGUUCGGGGGAAGAAAGAACUCAAAAAGGAGUAAUCGGUGAGGAAAGGGGGCCAGAAUUAUCUGGAGAGAGCUUGUAAUUAAGAAUCCCUAUAUAAUGUAUCACGUAUGGCACUUGUACAAGUAAUAUAGACAUUUACCUGAAUCUACAUUGAAAGUGCUUGUAGUGGA
This is a messenger RNA of Tuber aestivum (summer truffle), 1941 nucleotides long. NCBI's taxonomy places the organism in Eukaryota, Fungi, Ascomycota, Pezizomycetes, Pezizales, Tuberaceae. The record is from the annotation of a GenBank genome assembly.